UGCCAGCCCGAGUGAAGGGAGGGAGUUCUGGUCGCUCACGCUUCGCAGCUAUGGCGCCUCGGGGCCGCGCCCAGUCCCCAGUUUGCCGGCGGAGCUUCAGCUCUUUCCUUUGCUCGCUCCGACCGUGAGCACCCGGGCGGCUCCGUGGGAGCGGGGAACGCGGCGGGCGACGGGGACCAUGAGGAGCGGCGGGACCCGUGAGGCGGACAGCGGAGGGCGGCGCGGCACCUGCUGAGAGAAAAGAGGGAGCGGCCCGGCUCCGCGCGCGGCUAGAGGUGCGGCGGCGGAGGCUGGUCCGCGCCUCGGCCAUGUCGCUGCUCUGCGUGCGUGUUAAAAGAGCCAAAUUCCAGGGUUCACCAGAUAAAUUUAACACAUAUGUGACCCUGAAAGUCCAGAACGUGAAGAGCACAACCGUAGCAGUUCGUGGCGAUCAGCCUUCCUGGGAGCAAGAUUUCAUGUUUGAGAUCAGUCGUCUGGAUCUGGGCCUCAGUGUGGAGGUGUGGAACAAAGGACUGAUAUGGGACACGAUGGUGGGCACCGUGUGGAUCGCACUGAAUACUAUCCGUCAGUCGGAUGAGGAAGGGCCCGGGGAGUGGUCUACACUGGAGGCAGAGACAUUAAUGAAAGGUGAUGAGAUCUGUGGAACUAAAAACCCAACUCCUCAUAAAAUCUUGCUUGAUACAAGAUUUGAGCUGCCUUUUGACAUCCCAGAGGAGGAAGCCAGAUAUUGGACCUACAAAUUGGAACAAAUCAAUGCCUUGGCAGAUGAUAAUGAGUAUUCUAGUCAAGAAGAAAGCCAGAGGAAGCCAUUGCCCACUGCUGCCGCCCAGUGUUCCUUUGAAGACCCUGAUAGUGCUGUUGAUGACCGGGACAGUGACUACCGCAGUGAGACCAGCAAUAGUGCCCCACCUCCUUACCACACAACUACCCAGCCCAAUGCUUCUGUGCACCAGUUCCCUGUGCCAGUGCGAUUGCCACAGCAGCUAUUUCUCCAAGGCAGUUCCCGUGACUCUUGCAAUGACUCUAUGCAGAGUUACGACCUCGAUUAUCCAGAGCGUCGGGCCCUCAGACAUCCUCAAAAAUAUAACACAGAUAGGAGGAGAAAAAAAUCCUUACACAGACAUUCUGAAGAUAGUGAAAGGUGGCAUUAUAAUACUAAGUCUAAGUGUACAUUUCCAGAUACUGAGAAUCCUGCUCAUUACCACAUUGAAAAGAAGAAACUAAACUAUCCGAUUUUGUGCCCUUACAAAAAUGGAUUUGUGAAGAGCAGCACCUGGAACACAAACUUGGAAAGCUAUGAUUAUGGUCUGCCCUAUUGCUUAAGGAACUAUGGAAAUGUAUCUGGCGAUAACUGCUCUGUCACUAAUCUUACUCCAUUAGAUAUUCUUAAUGAUUCUACCAGCAGUACUUCUGAAGAAAUUUUAGGAUCCCCCAUUUCUGAUGAGCAGGAAAGUAUGACACCAACAUUGCAUUCAUCCAGUGUCCAUCAAAUAGGAGACUGUUCUGAAGAAUAUUAUGUAGCAAAUUCAGCACCGCCAUUACAAAGGAUGGGCUGUAAUAUUAGCACAGUUGGAGAUUUGUCCAGAUGCUCCAUGGAAGAUAUGACCCCUUCCUUUGUUGAGGGAUCCAAAGAGAGCUAUGUUGACACAAUGGAUGAGCUUCAGUGUUUGGUAGAAUCAGUGUCAGAAUAUUUAGCAGAGAAGGAAGAAGAGAUUAAUAGAUUUGGUUCUCUUUCAAAGAGUAAAGAACCACAUGAACACAAUACUGCUGUUGCUAAUAUAGAACAGAAAAUACCUGAGAAUCAAACUUUAACUGUUACCCCAAAUGCCAAGGCCAAGGCUAUAUCUUUUCCUGAGCUGAAUGAAGUAAAGUGUGCUGUUGGUUCUUUAUUCAGUUCACUAACAGAAAAGGUAGGUUCAGGCACAAAGCAUCUUACAACCUCUGUGGAAAAACUAGUUCAUUUAGUUCCAGAGAAAACAGACACUCAGAACCAAACAGAGACAGUUCAAUUGGGACUUAGCUCUAGUGCCAACUCUGUAUUAGAGAAGGAUCUUUCUGCACAGUCUUUAGUGUCCCGUCAAACAACUGAUUAUAAGGAUGCUGACAAACGUGGGAGACCCUCUGAGAAUGAACACCUAGGUGAUAAGACUAAAGGGGAGAGCCCUCGGGACAGCACAGAAACUAUUAGAAAGGACUCUGCUCCACAAACUCAAAGUUCAAUUAUGAAGUCUGUUUUCAGCAUGCUGAAUCCAUUAAAGAUAUUUUCUGAGAAAGAGGAAACCAAAAGUGAAGACUGUAGCAAGGUAUUGAGAAGGGAAAGCACUGUUGGAUGUGAUUCUGAGUCAAAUCAAAGUGAGGACCUCCUGGACAACCAGAGUAGUAGUCUUGUUGCUCUAAAUAGAAACAAAAGAGAAACUGCAGAUCUCCAAAUGCAAGCAAGGGAAGAUUUGCUGUCCUCACAAGUUGCCGAUGAGCCUUCAAACUUAGCUAGUAGUACAGGUAGGAAAGGUGAUACUGAGAGUCAGUUGGAAGGAAAGCCUAGUGUAGAGCUUUCUCUAUCACAGGACGGACUAAAACAAAGUGCCAAAGAUACUAUGGGGCAUUGUGGUGUGACUGGAAGUAUCCUUGUAAAUCAGGAAUCUUCUACAAAAUCAUUGGAGGAAGACAAGGUUAUCAGUGGUGAUGAUUUCCUUGAGCCACUAAGAAAAUCAUUUAGUCAGUUCCUGUUUACUUCUCCUGAGACCUGUCAAAAGGAAACUUUGUCAGAAUCUGUAAAAAUUCUUAAAUUGGAGGAAGAUGGACAGGAAAAAGAUGCUAAGAAAGAUCGACAUUCAUUUUCAUUUAGUAGAAAACUACAUAUUCCGUUUUUCAGUGUUCUUAGCCAUUCUGAAGAGCAUCAGGAUGUGAAAGAGAAAGGAAGCAUUUUUCCUUUGUUUAAGUUUCCUCUUACUGACAGUCAUAACACUGUUAGUAAUCACAGCUCAGUAGCAACCACUGAUAAAGAGGUCCAACAAAAUUGCCACAUGGAUACCAGACUUAGUUCAGUAAAAUCUAGUUCAUUUCCAAAUAUUCAUAAUCAUCUAGAGAAACUGGGUAGUACUGAAGAAUUCAGUAAGAAUGACCAAAUAUAUUGUCCUGAAGAUGUUAAGCUUAAUUCAUUAAAAUCUAGUUCAAUUUCAAAUAUUCAUAAUGAUCUAGAGAAAAUUAACAGCAGAGAGGAAUUUAAUAAGAGUGACCAGACACAUUGCUCUGAAGAUGAAAAACAUAACACAAUGAGGUCUGACUCAACCUCAAAUAUUAAUAGUGAUUUGGGGAAAUUUGAGAGUUUGGAGGAAUUGAACCCAGGUAGCCAUGCAGCAAUGGAGCACCAUGUAAAAGCUGACCCUGACGUUGUGUCUAAAGAACACAUAGCUGUCUCACUCUCAGAAGAAUGUGCAAGUCUUACACAAGUGGCAUUUCCCUUGACGUCAGAGUCUUCAUUGGAACAUAUUUCUGCCAUUUCAAAAUCUACAUUGGUUAAUGACAUUAAUGAAGACAAAGUUGAAAAUGAAACUUCUAACAAAGGAACUCCUGGCCUUUUAAGCAAGUUUGCUUCUCUAGAAAACAUGCCUAGUCAACAGGAAUUCAACUUGAAUAGUGACAUUUCCCACCAUAAGAAAAAUACCUCAACUUCAUUACUCUCUGGAAUAUUUACCUUGAUAUCAAACAACAGUGUGAAUGAUUAUAAUCCAAUUGAAGCAAAGCUCAUGUCUUUAGAUGAUAUAAAAAAUUUGGAUGGAAGUAAGCAUUUAGCGACAAAUGAAGUCCCUGUUGACUCAUGUGUGACUUCUGAGAACCUGAAGAGCCAGGUUGAAAACAAGGAAAGUUCUAGCUUUAUAAAAAACUCUUUGUCAUUAUCAAAACAAACCUUUCCAUCAUCUGAUGGUUGGGAUAAUAAUCAUCUUUGCCCUCCUACAUGGAAAAACCAGGAGAGUGAAAAGCAUUGCCCUUCUGAGAACAUACUCUGUUGUACUGAACAGGGUCCCUUAGAGAAAUCUUUGACUAAGAGGCCAAUACCAAACCAUAUUUUUGAAAUAAAACUACAUGAAAGGCCAAACAAGUUAAGUUCACCAAUACUAAAUACUAACAUUUUAAGUAAGUCAAACCAUUAUCAGGGUUUUGAUGAGAACUGUUUUGAAUGGGAUCCUGAUAUAAAAGAUUUCUCCAGAAACUCCAGAAGACUUCAACCAGUUUAUCAUGUGUUGAAUCAAAAUACAUUUCCAUUAGCAGAUGCUUGCUUGUGGCCUGACUCAGAAAAUCCAGUAAUAAAUUUGUGCCAAAAAGAUCAAAAUGCAAAUAUAUUUGAGUGGGGUGCAGAUCCAAACAGUGUCAUUUCAUGUGACUUACCAUAUGAAUCAUUCGGCCAGUUAGCAUUUAAUGAAGGUUACUUAUUAAGAGGUGAUAUGUGGGCAGCCACCUCAUGUGGAAAUUCUGGUUAUCUUCCAGUUAAUGAGACCAAGAAUUCUCUAGAGUUGCCCAUUGAUUUAAGUUACUCUUCAGAUUAUGAGAAAAUUAUGUGCUCUCUGCUGCAACAAGAGUCAUUAAGAAUGGAUGAAAACUUGAUCUUUUCAAACUUUGGUUAUGAGUAUCAGGAGUGGUUAUCAUAUCUUGAAAAUGGGGUUUGGUGGCCUUCAGAGGAUGGGAAUUAUGGAUAUUAUAUGUUUCAUGAUGGUCAGUAUAUAUAUUCUCUCCUCACUGAUUCUACUGGGCAGUAUGUAUAUUUAUUUAUACCUGAUUAUUAUCAUGAAUAUUUGAACUAUAAUUUACAAACAGAUGCUCUCUCAAAUGCUCUCUCAAGUAUUGUGUUAGAUGACAACACUGUUUCUGCCCAUAGUCUUCAAGUUCUUGACAAGGAAGAUAAUUUAGUAUGGUAUGUUGAAGAACCAAUUGAAGACCCUCUUGACUUAUCUGUAACUUUGCCAAGAAGUGAGAGAUCAUUGUAUGUAAAUCUAGAAACCUUUUCCCAAGUAUUUGAGUCAAAUUUUGACCAAAGGGAUAAGCCAUUAGAUUUUUCAGGCUAUAAUUCUCAAACAUUUAAAAGAGAUUUUAGAUCUUUCAUAGGGAGACCCUAUUGUCCAGAAGACCUUGAGUGUAUAUUGGAUCUCAGAAACAAGCCUGGAACUAUGAGCAAUCAUGCCUUAAAUAGAGGCCCAGUUGUGGAGAUGAAAUGGCCUUUAUCUAAAAAGUCAUCAGCUCACCUUUCCAGGUUCCCUUUCCAUCAGCCAUCCUCUGAAGAACCUUCCUCUUUAAUUUAUCCUGAGAGUAUAACUGAAAGUUUACAAAAAGAAGAAACCCCAUCAGUGAACAAAUUGACACCUGUGUUUUCUAUUUUGGGUACCCUGAUUAGAAGUAGUUUGAAUUUUGAUAAGAGUGAAUCUGUAGAUGGUUUGAUCAUACAUAAAACAGAUCAGCAAUCAGAGUUAUCUGAACCCAUACAUGAUAGUCUUCAGUCAUUAAUCUUGAGUAAACAAUUAUCACAUAACUCCAUAAAGGAAGAUGAAAGUCAUCCUGAGGAUUUGGAGAGGCAGAUGGUAUCCAGUGUUCAGCAACCAGAGUUUACUGACAAUAUAAGGCAAGAAUUCCCUUUACAUAAAAAUGAUCACAUGGAAAAAGAAAGUUUAUUAAAAUCUGGCUUUCAAGUAAGCCAAACAACUCUUAAAGUUAAGACAGAUGUAGAAGAUGUUAAAAUUAUUACAGCAAAGUCGAUUGUAGAUCCUCUUUCACCACAGCUUAGUAAGGAUGAACAUAAGAAUUGUGAACUUCUGCAAGACAAGUCUUCCAAAGAGUCUGAGAAAACUUUGCUUACAAGUGCACUGAAACUCUUUGGUUGGGAAGAAGGAUCAUCAGUAAGUACAGUAACAAGUGCGAAGCCGGCAUCUGGAAUUUUGAACCUCUUUAAAACCCAGGUGAAUAAAGAAGAAUCACCAGAUUUAGAAAAGAUGGGUGAUAAAGGUGGAAAGAUUUCAUCUCAGGAAAAGAAGGAAUCAUCUGGUGUUGCAAGUUUUUUGGGAACCCUUGGGGAUUUCUUUAAAACCAAUGUGUCUCCCAUACAGACAACUGAAAAUAAGUCUGUUUCUUUAGUGACUGAUGAGGAUGAAGGAAGGUCAAGUCCUAAUUCUUUACAUCUAGUGCAUCAGGAUACAGGAAAUUUUCCUCCUUUACCAGUUCCCUCAAAAAAGAAGGUUAGAAUUAGAAGUCUGACCAAACAGACCACUAUUGACGACAGUGGGCUAAGAGAACCAUCAACCAGGGAGAUACAGAGUAAUGGUUUGAAUGAAAAAGAGGUACAUGUUAGAGAUCACCAGGUACAACAAUCAACAAGUCCACCCGUCUCAACAGGUAGUCCCAAGGAGUCUCCCAGAGAAUCUUCAAAAGGAACUGAUGACAUAUCUUCAGGAACAGAAAUUCCAAGAAAUAAUAAGUCUUUUGAUGCUCUGAGUAGAAGAAAUACAAAUGAGCAAGAUAAUUUUCCUAACCAAGAAUGGAAAUUUUCAACUGCUACACCUGCAUCCCAACGAGAGUUGCCGCCCAGAAGGAAUAUAUUCUCUUUCUUAACGGGAUCUGAAAAAUCUGAGAACAAAGCCUCUGCAGCUCUCCCAAGGGGCAGAUCUCAAGCAGAAGGGCUAUUCACUCUUCCUUCCUUUUUCUCCACAGCAAGCUUAAGCAUCAAAAAGGAUGCCUCUCACAGCAGCUCUGCUUUCAGUUUGUUUAACUUGUCUUUUUUGGAGGAGAAGCAGCAGCCAUCUGAGGAGAAGCAAAGCCUCUCAGCUAUUGCUCCAGUGACUGCCCAGCCUUGUAGGAAGCCAGUUGUUUCUGUAGACACAGGAGACAUUAUGACAAAGGACAAUCCUACCAGUCAUAAAGAAAGCAUAGUGCAGGAAGUAGUUUAUGAAGAGCAAAUGGCUCCUUGUUUCUCCACUAGCAGCACCACUAAGCUUACUACUUCCCUUGUAGACAAGCUCCAUGUAGAGAAAACCCAGGGAAAAAGGAGUUCCAGUAAAGGAGGAGCAGAAGGAGCAACUGCUUUUGAUUUUCAGGUGAAUCAGUUGCCAGCCAACGUUCCUCUUUUACCAGAAUUUCAGGAACAAGCCUUGGGGGUAGCUCCUCAGGAAGAAGAGGCUUUCUACCGGGAAACCUUCUUCAGGGACUCAGUAGCUGAAUCUUUUCCUCAUGACAAUGGUUUGAAUGAGAAGCUCAAUGAUUUAGAUGUUUGUACUGAACACCAAAAUGAAAGAUUUACCACUGACUUAUUGAACUUGCCUUUGGAAAAUGACUCAGACAGUCUCUCAACACAGACCCUGGAUUUACCUUCUGCUUUUCCAGACCCAGGGCAUACAGGGCUUCUUUUGAACCAAGAUGGAGAUAAAUUAGAAGACAGAUCAGUAUUAGGCUCCAAAGUAGAAAUGAUUUCAGGGUUUGUGACCAAAGUAAAAUCUUUUUCUGGGUCCUUAAUUGAACAGCCUAAGACUAUUUCUGGAUUUUUUUCUACUCCUAAAUCUCCAAGAAAAAAUUCCUUUUUUUCGUUUUCCUCUGCUGUAUCAUCUCAGCCCCUCAAAAGUGAGCUGUUUGGAAUUUUCAGAAGUCCCAAACCAGAAACAAAUACAGAAGAACCAUCUGUAAGUACUUCAUGCCUUCAGAGUGGUUCUUCCAGAGAUCCUGUAGGAUCAGUCCCUCCAAAAAGCUUGCCUGGAGAAGCUGCCUGUGCAAGACUCAAUUCAGAGUCUGCUCUCAGUGCCUGUAGCGUAACUGUGGUUGAUGCAAAGUCGGAGUCAGAUCCAUUGGCAGAUGGCCUUAAACUAACACCUGAAACGGAGAAAAAUAAUAUUCCUGAAAGUAUUUCUGAACCCCCAUGUUUUGAAGUACUUGCUACCACAUCUUCUGUCUCAGAGGAUGAUAUGGGACAAGGAAUAUUAUCUUUGAGUGAUGAAGGAGACAUGGGGCUUUUGCAGGGUACAGACACAGAGGCCUCAUUGGAAGCAGAACACAUUCUUCCUCCAACACAGCUACAGUCAGAUUCUGCCUGUAUUGCCGAAGAGCUUACCCCUUCAAGCCAAACACUUACUGAACCAGAGCCAGAGCCAGAGCCAGGCCCAGAAAUUCUGAUGGCCAGUACAAAUCAGGAGUUCUUUGAGCUUGCAACUACUUCUCAGGAAACUAGUACUUCACUCUUUGAUGAGGCAGGAGUCAGUGAGAAUAUCACACUGGAAACAAAAGAUCAUUCUUGUCCUUUGCAAGAGGAAACUGUGCUUUGUACCAAAGAAAGUUCUAGUAUACAUCAUGCCCCAAAAGAUCUAUCUGUAGCCCCUCAGGAACCAGAACAGACAAGACCUCGUUUUGAGAUCCCAAAUAUGGCCAGUUGGCCAAAGCUUCACUUCUCAUACACUCCUGACCAUGGGAAGACACUGAAUUCAAUCUUUAACCCCUCUAGUUCAUCUGGUAACAUGGCAGCAGAGACUGGCUUAAUGUCAGGUUUUAAGAAGUUGUCUACUCUAUUUGAAGGAGCUAGUGAGGGGAAAAGGGGUAUCGUAGGAAAUGAUUCAAAACGGGUGUUUGGAAAGAAACUGGAUCUUUCAUUUCCAUGGUCAAAAGAGAAUAAAGGAGACACGGAGCAAAUGUCUGCAAAAUCAUCUCCGGUUUUGGUUGUUAGCGGUGAUCAGGACCUUAUCAUCAGCAAAGCUAACAAAGUUUUGGAGUCUUCUCAAAUACCUAGUGGUAGUCCUGAGUCAUCUGACAUCUAUACUCAGCCCUCUGGGACCACAGAACAGUUGGUGGCCAAGCCAGGUGACUAUGCUCAUGAGGUUUCAAAAUCUGGUAAAGUGGAAAGGCAGCUGGAAAUUUUAGCAUCUGAAGAACACUGGGGUGAAGACAGCAACCUGUUUGGCUCUGCCUGUUGUUCAGAAAAAUACACGGAAGAACAUGGUGCUCAGCCAGCAAAGCAAGAUGAGAAAGCAACAGAGCCUGCUAGCACUGGCUCUGUUUUGAAUGCAGGACAGCCAGUCAUUCUGGAGGAUGUCAAGGAACCAGUGACCAACAAAAGCCCUACCAGCAGUAGUAGGUAUGGCUCCUCCUGUAAUGUGAGUCAAGGAAGCUCUCUGCUGAGUGAGCUGGACCAGUAUCAUGAGCAAGACGAUGAUGGUCGGGAGAGGGACUCCAUUCAUUCUAGCCAUAGCUAUGGCAGCCUCUCCAAAGAUGGCCAGGCUGGUUUGGGAGAACAAGAGAAAGCCUUGGAAGUGACAUAUGAAUCAGAGAAGGAGAAAACUGGUGAAUCCAAGGAGAUGAGAGAUGAUGCCACAAUCCACCCUCCUUCAGAUCUGGUGCUACACAAGGACCCCAUUCCAGGACCCCAGGAGAGUCUUCCCGAGGAGAAUGCAUCGUCACCAUUUACCCAGGCCAGAGCACACUGGUUCCGAGCAGUUACCAAGGUCCGACUCCAGCUGCAGGAGAUUUCAGAUGAUGGUGACCCCUCCUUGCCUCAGUGGCUCCCAGAAGGGCCAGCUGGCGGGCUCUAUGGCAUUGACAGCAUGCCAGAUCUACGAAGAAAGAAGCCACUGCCACUUGUCAGUGAUCUGUCACUGGUCCAGUCACGGAAAGCAGGGAUUACGUCUGCUAUGGCUACACGUUCCUCUCUCAAGGAUGAAGACCUGAAAUCCCAUGUGUACAAGAAAACUCUGCAGGCCUUAAUCUACCCCAUCUCGUGUACCACACCCCACAACUUUGAGGUCUGGUCUGCCACUACCCCUACCUAUUGCUAUGAGUGUGAAGGCCUGCUCUGGGGCCUUGCCCGGCAAGGCAUGCGCUGCAGCGAGUGUGGAGUCAAGUGCCAUGAGAAGUGCCAGGACCUGCUCAAUGCCGACUGCCUACAGCGUGCUGCUGAGAAGAGCUGUAAGCAUGGAGCCGAGGACCGGACUCAGAACAUCAUCAUGGCCAUGAAGGACCGCAUGAAGAUCCGAGAACGGAAUAAACCAGAGAUCUUUGAGGUUAUCCGGGAUGUGUUCACAGUGAGCAAAGUUGCCCAUGUGCAGCAGAUGAAAGCAGUAAAGCAGAGCGUCCUGGAUGGCACCUCCAAGUGGUCGGCCAAAAUCACCAUCACCGUGGUUUGUGCCCAGGGCCUACAAGCCAAAGACAAGACAGGAUCCAGUGACCCUUAUGUGACUGUGCAAGUUGGGAAAACCAAAAAGCGCACCAAGACCAUUUUUGGAAAUUUGAAUCCUGUUUGGGAGGAGAAAUUCCAUUUUGAGUGCCACAACUCUUCUGAUAGAAUUAAGGUACGCGUGUGGGAUGAGGAUGAUGACAUCAAAUCCAGAGUAAAGCAGCGGCUAAAGCGAGAGUCGGAUGAUUUCCUUGGCCAGACUAUCAUUGAAGUUCGAACACUGAGUGGAGAGAUGGAUGUCUGGUACAAUUUAGAGAAGAGAACAGACAAGUCAGCUGUCUCAGGGGCUAUCCGACUUCAAAUCAAUGUGGAGAUCAAGGGGGAGGAGAAGGUGGCCCCAUACCAUGUACAAUAUACAUGUCUCCAUGAGAACCUUUUCCAUUACCUCACAGACAUUCAGGGCAGUGGAGCAGUCUGGAUCCCAGAGGCUCGGGGGGAUGAUGCAUGGAAGGUGUACUUUGACGAGACAGCCCAAGAAAUUGUGGAUGAAUUCGCCAUGCGAUAUGGCAUCGAGUCCAUAUAUCAGGCCAUGACGCACUUUGCGUGUUUGUCAUCCAAGUACAUGUGUCCUGGCGUACCAGCCGUGAUGAGCACCUUACUGGCCAACAUCAAUGCCUAUUAUGCUCACACAACUGCCUCCACUAACGUCUCCGCAUCUGAUCGUUUUGCAGCCUCCAACUUUGGUAAAGAAAGAUUUGUAAAACUGCUGGACCAGCUACACAACUCACUGAGGAUAGACCUCUCUACAUACAGGAAUAACUUUCCUGCUGGGAGCCCUGAACGGCUUCAGGAUUUAAAAUCUACAGUGGACUUGCUGACCAGCAUUACUUUCUUCAGGAUGAAGGUGCAAGAACUUCAGAGCCCCCCAAGAGCCAGCCAGGUGGUAAAGGACUGUGUGAAAGCCUGCUUGAAUUCUACAUAUGAAUACAUCUUCAACAACUGCCAUGACCUCUACAGUCACCAGUACCAGCUGCAGGAACAACCCCUAGAGGAACCAGGGCCCAGCAUUCGGAACUUGGAUUUCUGGCCCAAACUUAUCACACUCAUUGUGUCGAUCAUAGAGGAGGAUAAGAAUUCCUACACACCUGUUCUGAACCAGUUUCCUCAGGAGUUGAAUGUAGGAAAAGUCAGUGCAGAAGUGAUGUGGCAUCUCUUUGCUCAAGACAUGAAAUAUGCACUAGAAGAACAUGAGAAAGACCGGCUGUGUAAGAGUGCUGACUACAUGAACCUGCACUUCAAGGUGAAGUGGCUCCACAAUGAAUAUGUGCGGGAUCUGCCUGCCCUCCAGGGGCAGGUGCCUGAGUACCCAGCGUGGUUUGAGCAGUUUGUGCUACAGUGGCUAGAUGAGAAUGAAGAUGUGUCCCUGGAAUUCCUUCGUGGGGCCUUGGAACGAGAUAAGAAGGAUGGGUUCCAGCAGACAUCAGAGCAUGCCUUGUUUUCCUGUUCUGUGGUGGAUGUCUUUACACAACUCAACCAGAGCUUUGAGAUCAUCCGGAAGUUGGAAUGUCCAGACCCCAGCAUCCUUGCCCACUACAUGAGAAGGUUUGCUAAGACCAUCGGGAAAGUGCUGAUGCAGUAUGCAGACAUCUUAUCAAAGAACUUCCCAGCUUACUGCACAAAGGAGAGACUGCCCUGUAUCCUGAUGAACAACAUGCAGCAACUAAGGGUCCAGCUGGAGAAAAUGUUUGAGGCCAUGGGAGGCAAAGAGCUAGACUCUGAAGCUGCAGACAGUCUGAAGGAGCUGCAGGUGAAACUGAAUACCGUUCUGGAUGAGCUCAGCAUGGUGUUUGGAAACAGCUUCCAGGUGCGGAUUGAUGAAUGUGUUCGACAAAUGGCUGAUAUCCUGGGUCAAGUUCGGGGCACAGGGAAUGCAUCCCCUAAUGCCAGAGCCUCGGUGGCUCAGGAUGCAGAUAGUGUGCUGCGACCACUCAUGGACUUCCUGGAUGGCAACCUCACGCUGUUUGCCACGGUGUGUGAGAAGACAGUCCUGAAGCGAGUCCUGAAGGAGCUCUGGCGGGUGGUGAUGAACACCAUGGAGCGGGUCAUCGUCCUGCCCCCACUCACUGACCAGACAGGCACCCAGCUGAUCUUAACCGCUGCCAAGGAGCUGAGCCAGCUUUCCAAACUCAAGGACCACAUGGUACGGGAGGAAACACGGAAUCUCACUCCAAAGCAGUGCGCUGUCCUCGACUUGGCCUUGGACACCAUCAAGCAAUACUUCCAUGCAGGAGGCAAUGGGCUGAAGAAAACCUUCCUGGAAAAGAGCCCAGACCUGCAGUCUCUACGUUAUGCCCUCUCUCUGUAUACACAGACUACAGACACUCUCAUCAAGACAUUUGUGCGCUCACAGACUGCCCAGGGGGCUGGUGUGGAUGACCCCAUGGGAGAAGUCUCUAUUCAGGUGGACUUAUUUACACACCCUGGCACUGGGGAGCAUAAGGUCACAGUGAAAGUGGUAGCAGCCAAUGACCUCAAGUGGCAGACCGCGGGUAUGUUCCGGCCUUUUGUGGAAGUAACCAUGGUUGGCCCACACCAAAGUGAUAAGAAGAGGAAGUUUACAACCAAGUCUAAAAGUAACAACUGGACUCCCAAGUACAACGAGACAUUUCACUUCCUCCUGGGAAAUGAAGAGGGUCCAGAGGCCUAUGAAUUGCAGAUAUGUGUGAAGGAUUACUGCUUUGCCCGGGAAGAUCGUGUGAUAGGACUGGCAGUGAUGCCCCUGAGAGAUGUAGCAGCUAAGGGCAGCUGUGCCUGCUGGUGCCCAUUGGGCCGGAAGAUUCAUAUGGAUGAGACAGGCAUGACCAUUCUCCGGAUUCUGUCCCAGAGAAGCAAUGACGAGGUAGCCCGAGAGUUCGUGAAGCUCAAAUCAGAGUCUCGAUCUACGGAGGAAGGGAGCUGACCAUCUCUGCCAUCUCAGCCUUGUGUGCCAUCCAGACAGCACCCACUGCACAGAUCAGUCAGGGAGAGUUAGCUGUGUAGCUAGCUUAGAGUCCUUGUAGUCAAAAGGCUGACUCUCCUAGUUAAGGAUGUUUAAGGAGAAUCCUGGGGUAGUAAGACUAUGGCUUUUCAGAGAACAGUCCUGAACCCCCAACCAGUAAGUAGGUCUGUGGUGCUAGAAGCUGGGCUGUGGAAGCUGCUUCAUGGAGAGAUUUUUCCAUAAAUAGAGAGGGGCAGACAUUUCCAAGAAUGUCAGUAUUCUUGGUAGACAGCUGUCCAUUCCACUUCCCACUUCCAUCCCUCUCUAAACCACUUUGUCCAGGUAAGCACUUACGUGCUCCUCAUUAGAACAUGUUUAGAAGGCCCGGAGCGUGUACCUGGCUGACUCCAUGAUCCACGGUGGAGAUUGGCCAGAGCAGGAACACACAGAAUAGAAUUCACUGUCACUUGAGCAGCAAGACUGGUUUGUGUGGCUUCAGUGAGAACAAGGCUCGGAAACUGAACAAGAUACCUUCUGCAAGGCACUCAGCUGAUUCCUUUGCUCAGAAUAGCUGUCAAAAGUCAAAGCAGGUUCACGUGGUGCUUUGGAGCCCUGAGCAGAAGAUUUCUUUGGAAUCCAGGCACCAGGGGUCUCAUCUGCCCAGAGUACUCCUAGCUCCCUACUCCUGUAAGCAGGGAGUGAUGCUUAGAACACACACACACACACACACACACACAGAAUUUUAUAUGUAUUGACUUGAAGGCUAACUAAAGAUCCAAGGAUAUUGUCUUGAGUAGUCCCUGAACAAAGCCAAAAAAUAAUGGAAAAUGGUCUAGAAAGACUUGUUCUCACUAAUGGUCACAACCUUCUGGCUGUCCUCCUUGCAGAAAACAUCUAGUCUUUGACCUUCCUCUUUUUUGGAGGAUCAGCUGCUGUUCCCCUCGGAUUGGUCAAACAUAAAGAAGGAACUUG
Apodemus sylvaticus (European woodmouse) is the source of this 14078-nucleotide messenger RNA. It is a transcript of the gene Unc13b, whose product is annotated as unc-13 homolog B. NCBI's taxonomy places the organism in Eukaryota, Metazoa, Chordata, Mammalia, Rodentia, Muridae. Gene Ontology annotation, biological process: synaptic transmission, glutamatergic; presynaptic dense core vesicle exocytosis; synaptic vesicle maturation. Gene Ontology annotation, cellular component: synaptic vesicle membrane; plasma membrane; presynaptic membrane. Bases 309 to 13088 code for a protein of 4259 amino acids. The record is from RefSeq and is a predicted model, not a curated record. Gene Ontology annotation, molecular function: diacylglycerol binding; calmodulin binding; phospholipid binding. The transcript has 41 exons.